AGACCGCACCGGCCCCGCCCCUUCCGGUCCGCUCGGCUCCGUGUCCCCCGGACCCACGUGUGUUUGGAGCGGAGUGAACUUGGAGCUGCCGCGGCGGCCGUCCGUGGGGUUGUUGUUUCUGGACACCGCGGGGCCUCGGUGGCCACGACAUCGCCAUGCCUAAAGGACUGAAAGGAAAAAUUGUAGGACGGGAAAAAAAAGUCAUCCAUCCGUACAGCAGGAAAGCAGCUCAGAUUACAAGAGAGUCUCACAAACAAGACAAGAAGGAGAGAUUGAAGACUGAGAGGGCCUUGCGUCUCAACCUUAUUGGUGACAAACUUCAGUGGUUUCACAGUCAUCUGGAUACAAAAAAAACGAGAUAUUCAAAGAAGGAUGCCUGUGAAUUAAUUGAAAGGUACUUGGGUCGAUUCAGCAGUGAGCUGGAGCAGAUUGAGCUGCACAACAGCAUCAAGGACAGACAGGGCCGGCGCCACCACUCCCGGGAGACUGUCAUCAAGCAGACCAUGGAGCGGGAGCGGCAGCAGUAUGAAGGCUACGGCUUCGAGAUCCCAGACAUUUUAGACACUAAUAAUCUACAGACUUUUCGGGAAUGGGAUUUUGAUCUGAAGAAAUUGCCAAACAUCAAAAUGAGGAAACUUUGUGCUAAUGAUGCCAUCCCCAGGAAGCGCAAGCAGAAAGCCAUUUUAAAUGUGGAAACAGAUUUAAAUAUAGAGAAAGAUUUAGGGGAAUUAGAACUAACUGUGGGAACUGGAGACGCUAAAGAUGGGGAAUUGGAACCAGCGAGUGAAGCAAGCGACUCGGAUGAAGAAAUGACUCCAGUGCCUGCCUGCCCCUGAUGGAAUCCCUUGAGACCCCCGCCCACUCCCUGACGCUGAAUACCUGGGCCUGGGAGCUGAGCUGAGAGUCUGAAUACCAACCCAGUGCAGUUCUGGUGAGGCGUCUGUCUACGUCACUGCAUGGCCAACGGCGUCAUAGUGGUGGAAUAGGAGACGGAGCGGGUGGGUGCAGAGGAAGAUAAGCCAGCGAAUGGGAAGGGGCCUGUGUCCUGUCACCUCCUGGAGUCCUGUCACUUCUGAACAUCACCAUACUGGGGUGGAGGGUGUGAGCGGCAAUUUUCUAACACAUUAAACUGUAUCCAAAACA
Molecule: messenger RNA, 1143 nt
Organism: Peromyscus maniculatus bairdii (prairie deer mouse)
Lineage: Eukaryota; Metazoa; Chordata; Mammalia; Rodentia; Cricetidae
Gene: Tma16
Product: translation machinery associated 16 homolog
Cellular component (GO): nucleus
Source: RefSeq, a predicted model, not a curated record